AGAUGUUGGCAAAAAGGGAUGCAUUCCAUAAAUGGUUUCAUGCAUAGUCUUAAUGCACUUACAUACAGGUAAGUGACAAUAUUUCACUAAGAAGGAAUCCUCCUCAUCAUGAGGUGACUCUACGUUUCACUUCAAACGAACAAAGGACUCGCUGUACGUUGUGUUCCCUGACCCUGCUUAAGCUGCAUGGCCGACCUGCUAUAUCGCAGACCCUAAAUUAGAUUACCAAAACAUGGUUAGUGGAUUAGUUUACCAAAAUUCCACAUUCCACAGGGUGGUGAAAGGGGGAUGGCCUGAAAGGGGGAAAAACUCUUUUUUUGCUUGGUAUUUCACAUUUAAAUAUGUCAACAAUAUACCCACAGAAUAAUGCCCUUACAAAUAAGUUCAUACCUCUCUCUCAAGACAAAGAGACAAACAAACAUUAUCCAGUGGUAGCACUUUACUGUAAAUACACACACGUAGUGGGCUGGCCUACACAAUGCGUUGGCAUCUUUCGGACAUGACAGCUCAUUUAACAACAGGUUACACUAUGAACACUACAUGGUCCAGUACGCUAAAAGAUCAGUGUGUAAUGACAAAAUAAAUACAUCAAGCAAAGGUCAUUGUACCUUGCGGUUACCGAAGUUACAGUAAGCCUAAUUUAGUAAGGAACAGUGGUAAUUACGAAGACUAUAAGUAGCCAUCUUAUUAUGAUGGACAAUAAUAAAAGAGCUUAUUGAAUGGAAUGCACAGUAAUGUCCUUACUGUCUGCCUUAAUCAUACAUCCUGCCCACAGAAUGCAUAUGCAUGAGGUCUUUAAAAAGGAAAAAGAAAAACUUAAAAAAAAAAAACUGUUUACCUGCUUAGUAAUUCCCUUUGUAGCCCCUUCAUCACAGACGCUGAACUCAUCCAGCUAUAGUUAAAGAAAGAAAGAAUCACAUAACACCACCAUACCUUAAGAAAGAUGCACUGUGCUUUCUGGAAUAACUGAAAUUCUUCUCAUGAUGUUGACUUGAUUUGUUUGUCUGUUUCUUUUAAGGUGUGAGAGAGAGAGACAGGAACAAAUAAGCUAAAGUGAAUGAGGACCAGACUUGGAUGUGAAAGGACAAGGUGACUGCGUGCUGGACAACACGCAAUGAGCAGGAGAGCUGACUGACAGAGGAUAUUGUGUAUGUGCGAUCGGAGUCUGAGCCCGCCCCCCUUCAGGAGUAAAACCGAUUAUUUCACUCGGCAACAUUGAGAGGGUGGAGAGGGAGAGACGCGGCUUGGGAUUGUAGGAAAGAGAACUGGAGCACUCCUCAACAUCCUCAUCAGCAGCAAGUAUCUUCACAGCGCGCUCAUUCCUCCCAGUAGCUCCAGACAUCCAGUGCUGGAGACCAGCGAGACUCGAAGUCUUUUCCAUUUCCAUUUGAAAACAGCAUUCAGACGACAAAGCCUAGUUUUGAUGACAUUUUAGAGAAGGACACCUCUUUGUCCGUGUUGGUUGAGUUGUGUUUCUGCUGGGCUGGAUUUAAGUGUGCAUCUUUGUGCGAGUCGGUCUAUCCCGCACUCAGUCGGCUUCUCCCGUCCGUUCAGACUGUCACUCGCCCGGACAAGAAUCUCUCAGCUCUUGGCCUGUGGUUCCUCCUGCACUUACCGGACACAUUUUAUCCAGGAUGAAGUACGGGUGCUGGAAUCUUUGAAUUGAGCGGAGCAAGUGGAGAGAAGUGAGCCUGGUGUUUGACUGGGGAAAGCACGGUGGUGAAAACGAGGGACAGAGACCGAGUCUAAACGUUCUUUUGGCCAGAGGAGACAGACGACUGGGCGGGGAAGAUGGGGAGGAAAAAGAUCCAGAUCACGCGGAUCAUGGACGAACGCAACAGACAGGUGACGUUCACGAAGCGUAAGUUUGGCCUGAUGAAGAAGGCGUACGAGCUGAGCGUGCUGUGCGACUGCGAGAUCGCCCUCAUCAUCUUCAACAGCACCAACAAGCUGUUCCAGUACGCCAGCACCGACAUGGACAAGGUGCUGCUCAAGUACACCGAGUACAACGAGCCGCACGAGAGCAGGACCAACUCCGACAUCGUGGAGACAUUGAGAAAGAAGGGCCUAAACGGGUGCGACAGCCCCGACCCCGAUGCCGAGGACUCGGUGGGUCACAGCCCGGAGUCCGAGGACAAGUACAGGAAAAUAAACGAGGACAUUGACCUGAUGAUCAGCAGACAGAGACUGUGUGCCGUUCCACCCUCCAACUAUGAGAUGCCCGUGUCCAUCCCCGUGAGCAACCAGAACAGCCUGCUCUACAGCCACCCUGGAGCCUCUCUGGGCAACCACAACCUGCUGCCACUGGCCCACCACAGCCUACAGAGGAACAACAUGUCCCCCGGCGUCACACACAGACCCCCUAGUGCAGGUGGCCUGAUGGGCACUGACCUCACCACUGGCGUGGGCACCAGUGCUGGAAAUGGAUAUGGUAACCACCGUAACUCCCCAGGCCUGUUGGUGUCCUCCGGCGGGAUGAACAAAGGCAUGCAGGCCAAGUCCCCUCCACCCAUGAACCUGGGCAUGAACAACCGCAAGCCCGACCUGCGCGUGCUCAUCCCCCCCGGAGCCAAGAACAACAUGCCCUCCAUCAACCAGAGAAUAAACAACUCACAAUCUGCACAGUCGCUGGCCACCCCCGUUGUUUCCGUAGCGACACCCACCUUACCCGGGCAAGGGAUGGGUGGCUACCCUUCUGCCAUCUCCACUUCAUAUGGUACUGAAUAUUCUCUGAGCAGCGCGGACUUGUCCUCUAUAUCAGGCUUCAACAGUGCCAACAGCAUUCACCUGGGAUCCAUGAGUGGCUGGCAGCAGCAACACCUGCAGAACAUGCAGCACUCAGCCCUCAGUCAGCUAGGAAAUUGCACUAGCACUCACUUAUGUCAGAGUUCAAAUCUCUCCCUGCCCACUGCUCAGAGCCUGCACAUCAAGUCCGAACCUGUUUCUCCUCCUAGAGAUCGCACCGGGAGCAGCACCCCUGGGGGCUACGCUCCCCCGCCCCCGCUCGCGCUCUCUUCCCAGCAUGCUCAGCACCCCGGCCAGCAACAGCAGCAGCAGCAUCACCACCACCAGGGGCAGCAGCAGCAGCAGCAGCAGCACCAGGGGCACCAGGGCUCGUCCCAGGCCCCGCCGGGUCGCCAGGACUCGGGCCGCUCGCCGGUGGACAGCCUGAGCAGCUGCAGCAGCUCGCACGAGGGCAGCGACCGCGACGAGCACCGCAGCGACUUCCACUCGCCGCUCGGGCUCACGCGGGCCGGCACCAACGGGGGAGGCGGUGGCGGCGGCGGGCUGGAUGAGCGUCACAGCCCCUCGCUCAAGCGCGUGCGUCUGUCCGAGGGCUGGGCCGCCUGAGUUGGCGGCAGUGGAGGACGAGGAAUAAGGCCACACCCCCCACCGACCCACCCUGACCACGACACCGCGUCAAGCUCCCACUGCUAACCACCACCACCAACAACAACAACAACAACAUCAACAAAAACAUCAAUGACCACCCGACCCCCGAACCCUGAUCGCCAAACAAGACCGAGCAGCCACUCCCACACCGUCUCGCUCCGCAAGCUGAACUGGGCCGAGCGCACAUUCAAACACAAGACACGCGUCGACACAGCCGCGCUUGCGCACACACACAGCCACACACACACUCACACACACACACACACACUCACCCACAAAUAUGAGCACACUGUCUCUCGCUCUCAGAGACGUGAUAGACGCAAAACCUGGAUGGACAUAACAAACUAACAGAGACACUCUUGCUGUGCUCUCUUGACUCUCUCUCUCCCUCUCUCUUGCUCUCUAUCAUACACAGAGUCACAAUCAGCCCUGUUUUUCUCCCUCACUGCUCUUUCCCAGUCUUUCUGUGAAGGCAGGUAUAGGGAGGACCUUGUGUUUUUUGACUCUCAACUGUAUGGUUUUGGUAUAACUAAUUGUUGUAACUAUGGUAAUGAGUUCCUUUCCCUGUUUUCUGAGUAUUUCAUAGAUCCAGAAGAGAGAUGUUUCAGAGGGGGUGUGGUGGACAAGGGUGGACAUUAGAGGCCUAGGCAGCAGCCAAACUUUUUACCAGGGGAAGGGGGUGUCUAUGCACUAUGAGUGCUGACUAGGGGGGGAGAGGGUAGUAUCCCUAAAACAUUAAGUAAGACAAAAACUAAAAGUAUAUGCAUAUCUACACAUGCAUCCAUGUACACAUAAUCCAUAGUAUCAAACAUAAAUGAAAUUAAAGUCAGGUACUCUGUUUUUUAUUUGUAAAAAUGAAGGAAAAAAUACUUUUUUUAAGUACUAAAAUCUUCUCAGUCACAGUAAGUGGAAGUCCAGGAAGUCUUUCAGAGAGGGCAAACAGCUGAAUUUACAGAUAGCCUAGCACUUCAGUUCCUUACUCUCUGUGUACAGAUACAGUGUUUUUGUUUCAUGUUUUGUUGUUUUUUGUUUUUCAAACCCUCUUUCUCUGCAGUGCUCCCUCUGCUAAAUGUAUGUUAUGACAGACAAUGUCUUGUUGCAGGUUCAACGUGUUUAUGUACAUAAGGGGCGAAGAGAAGGGGGAAAGGGGGUGUUGAAGGUUACACACAAUUAAAUACGUUCACAAUGAAGCUUAUAUGCAACUUGUGAUGGACCCUCCAGGUAUAUUUAUAUAUGUAUACAUGCAGGCUUCUUAGGGUUUUGUAAGAGUUACAGCCUCUGAUUGGCUAAUGCAAGUUUGGAAGGCCAUUUCUUGGAAGUGGCCAGGAUUGAAAUAGCAUUGAGCUGGAAGAGGACAAUAUCUUUGUUAAAAGAGCCAUGUUAAUCCAAGGAAAUAACACAAAACCUAAGUCUUGCGUUCAAUGUUCAGUAUUAAAAAAAUAUAUGACAAAAAAAAACAAAAAAACAAUUGUAUAAUACACUUGCUUAUAUUUUCAUAUAAAAAGGAAUAUAAUGCAAAGCAUUUUUGUGGCUUUUUGUAGUUUCUAUAAGCCAGAAUGUGUUUUGAUAGCUUUGCUAAUAUGGGGAAAUAAACAAAAAAAUACAUGACGGGCUAUUUAACCUGAAGCCAUGGAAGGGGAGAUGGAGAACCAUUUAGCUUUGCUGAACUUUUUCCUCUUUGUAGAGAUUUUCCUUUUGUUUGUUUUUAAAACGUGUAUUUCUAAUUAUAUUAAAUAAUAAUAUUAAGAAUCUUUUUGGAAAAAAAAUCUGUGAAAUUAACAUGCUUGUGUAUAGCUUUCUAAUAUAUAAAUAUAUAAUAAUUAUGAUCAUAGCAUUUGUUUGUUUCCCCCCUUGUAGUGGAGUUAAGUGUGUGUGCAGUCACACAUGUAGUUAAUUUUUGAGUUCCCCUUUUCCUUCUUCCCUUCUUUCUUUCUUUAUUCUAUUCUGUUUUUUUUGUUUGUUUGUUUGUUUUUUUAGCGAGCUCCAGACAACGUCAUUCAGGAUCAUAGCAGUUCCCCUCCUCCAGGUCCACGGGCUGCGGUGCUUUUCUGUUUGCAUUCUCAGAAGUGAGCAUGUCUCAGGCAAGACGACGGGAAGCAUAAGUGUGAAGACAGACAAACAGAGAGGAGAAGCUCUCCCUGUGUCCUAUGUCCAUGGUUAGCCAACACUGGAGGGACUGUGUUAUAGGGUCUUACAGGUUCAAUCUCUCUUCUCCAUUCUUGUUUGUUUUGCGUAGAUGUUUUGCAAUCAAAUAGACAAGGAGGUAACUGCCCUGUCCUCUAUCUCUAACAUGCCUAAUGGACAGCCACACAGUGUCUGUGGAUAAGCAUCAUAGUUUUGUUGCCAAAGCAACAGGUCAUCUUUCCUGUUGCUAUUUGCAGAUAGAUAUCAUGACCAAUAUAUGGGCACUGGUUAGGGAGAAGCACAAACUUUUCUUUUUCAAACUAUGUUACAAAUGGAGUCACAGUCAAUACAAUUCUCCUGAAUACACGCAAAGAAGAUGGUGAUCGAAUCACCAUUUUCUAGUUUUUAUUUAUUUUAUUUUUUUUGAAGAAACCAAAGCUAAUGACGUGUCUGCUUGAUGUCACAAUUUCACUCUCACACGUGUCAUUCUGUUGCCACGUUUGAAACAAUAAAAAGCAAAAACACCCAGUCAAAGACUUGCUGCAUGUUAGUUAGUAACUAUAGUCAAUGUGAUCAGUCCAGAAGGAAAGGCCAGUGAAACAGCUCACAGUGCCAUGUUGAAUGAGUGAAAACGCACGCCCGAUCGUUCUGACCGCAUAGCCUCCUUCUGGUCACCUGGGGUUUUCUGUGGAUGCUUUGAUAUUUGCUAAUAGUUUCUUUGUUGUUACUGGUAAAAAAAAUGUGCUUCAAACAGAUUUAGUAAUGGCGUCUGUCAGUAUCUUUUUUUCCUACCAAAGAGAUGGAGCGAUGUUCAUUUUUGGUGUCAUGUUUUUUGAGAUUUGAGACAGUUGUAUUGCUUCAUAUGUUGAUAACUUGACUUGCUUUCCUCUGUAAUAUACUGUAUGCCGGUACCUCAAAUGGACCCACCCAGUACCUCAAAGAAACUUUUUGAUGAGUCAUUUUGGUGAGAGAAGGGGUAAACUGACCCAGCAGGUGUACAGUAUUGUGAAAUAAUCUGCCAUUGUUUGUUCAAUCUCUUAUUAUUUCCCCGUAUGGUUUGUUGUUCAGUACUCUUCAGUACUUUUUAUUUUUUCUUGGAAAAAAAAUGUUUCCAUUUAAAAGUUCAAAUAACUCCUAAAAAUAUGUUUAACAAUCUGUAGUUACAAAUGUAGCUUGUAUAAACCUAUGGAGGGUGACGUUUGAAGGAAACAUUUGUUUUUAUGUUUUAUUUUUUUCGUCUUUCUUUGAAAUAUGAGAGAGGCUUACAGCGGCAUAAGCUGGACUUUGUCGCCACUUGAAGACAAGAUGUCAUUAAAUUAAUACCACAUCUCUGUAUCUCAAGGGACUUGACUCCGCUGUAUGUAAUGAAAAAAUUAAUGUGUGGAAAAGAAUAAAAAAAAACAAGUUUGUCCCA
This is a messenger RNA of Alosa alosa (allis shad), 6931 nucleotides long. It is a transcript of the gene mef2cb, whose product is annotated as myocyte enhancer factor 2cb. The transcript has 11 exons. NCBI's taxonomy places the organism in Eukaryota, Metazoa, Chordata, Actinopteri, Clupeiformes, Clupeidae. Gene Ontology annotation, molecular function: RNA polymerase II cis-regulatory region sequence-specific DNA binding; histone deacetylase binding; protein dimerization activity. The coding region runs from base 1792 to 3351 and encodes 519 amino acids. Gene Ontology annotation, biological process: cell differentiation; positive regulation of transcription by RNA polymerase II; heart development. The record is from RefSeq and is a predicted model, not a curated record.